GCUGUUUGAAAGAGCAGCGCGCGCAGCCCGGGCCUGCACGUAAGCAGGAAGAGAAGAUGGCGGCUGUUUUGGAGCACAGUCUCGUGGAGAUCUGCGGGUUCGGGCGGGAAGCAGAACGGCGGUUCCGAGAGGUCAUAGUGAGUCCAGGUGUUAGCGCUCCCUCCGGUGGGCUGAAGUUUCCAGACAGCGCUGGAGCUUUCCAUUAUGAAGAGAGCGGCAAGCUGCUGUCCGUCACCAGCAACCGCUUCGUCCACUGGUGGACGUCAGCGGACACGGUGCAGCUGGUGGAGGAGUCUCUGGACACCAACCUGCUGAAUAACGCCAUCAGACUGAAAUUCAGCUGCUGCAGCGUUCUGCCGGGCGGAGUCACCAUCCAGGAGACCCUAAACAACGUCGUCAUUCUCAUCUGCACCAAUCAGAGUGUCCACAGGCUGGUGCUUCCUCAUCCGGCGCGCAUGUACCGCAGCGAGCUGGUGACGGAGCGCCACAUGCAGUCCAUCUUCACCGACGUCAUGAAGCUGGACCUCCAGGACCCGGCCAGCUGCGCCCUGAUCCCCGGCUGGGCGGGGCACGCCGCCGUUCCCGGCGCUGUGGCGGCGUGGCUCAGCUUCCACGGAGACGCUCACUUCGCCCUGGGCUCGCCUGCAGGAGGCAUCACCGUGGUGACGCUGCCACCCCACGACUCGCAGGGCAGCGCGUCGGUAGUGGAGCUGAAGAGGAGCUCCGUGAUGAGGAGGAUCUCCGGCUGGAUGCCCACCGCCAUCCGGGGGGAGCAGAGUCCGCCGGACCGGGUUCUGAGCCUGGCGGUGCGGGAGGAGGAGGAGGAUUCGCUGAUCUUCGCUCUUUGUCAGGAUCACCGGCUGCGCAUGUGGUCGCUCACGGAGCAGUCGUGUCUCCUGGAGGCCGACAUGUUGGAGUACAUGCCGGCCUGUAAGGGCGUGAGGCGGCUGUCGGGUCAGGGGCACCGUCUGAGGCUGGCCUUCUCCCCCAGAACCGGUCUGUGUCUCUGCGUCUACCUGGCCGUCCCGCAGAGAGGACAGUUCAUCGUCCUGCAGCUCGUCGGCACAGACAACAGCCGCUACAGCCUGGAACACAUCUCCUCUCUCUUCAGCACUCAGGAAGCUCUGGUGGACUUCACCCUGACCCCGACAGACGUCUGGGCUCUGUGGGAGGACGAGUCCAACUCGGCUCUGGUCAAAUACAUCAACUUCGAACACAACACGGCGGGUCAGUGGAACCAGGUGUUUGUUCAGCCCCCGCCGGAGGAAGAAGUCUCCGUAGGGGUGGAUCUGGACCCCAGGGAGACCUACCUGGAGCUGCUCUUCUCUCCGCUGCGCUUCACUGCGUCGGCCAUCGUCAGAGCCCUGCAGAUCUUCCGACGCGGCUCUGAGAGGAUCCCGGAUGCGUCCUGGGAGAAUCUGAAGAAGGAGGUGACCCAGGCUGUGGAGAGCGAGCUGCAGAGCAGCGUCACAGAGUUCGAGUUUUCUCAGGAGGAGUACCGACAGCUGCAGGUGGAGUUCUGGUCCCGGUUCUACUCCUGCUGUCUGCAGUACCAGGAGGUGGAGUCCACGCCGCUGGGCCUGACGGUCUGCCAGCAAACCGGGAUGGCCUGCUUGCUCCGUAAGGGCUUCGUGUCGUUCCUGCUGCCGUGUUUCGCCGUGGAUCACCUGUACCUGUCCUACGAUCAGUACCUGCAGUCUGAGGAGGACACGCCCAUCAGCGACGACCCAGAUGUGGCCCGAGACGUCCUGCAGCUGGUCCGGACCCUGCGGCUCGUCAGCGACACCGUUUCUGCGGAGAUGGCGUACGAGAUGGAGAAAGCUCUGGAGUAUCUGCAGACGCCCGAGAGGGCCGCCGAGCUGGUCCUGGAGAACAUGGUGUGCAACGACAAGGACGGCGUGAUCGAAGACAUCCAGAACAAACUGCAGGACAUCCGGAACCCCUCGGUAGCCAUGAUGGCUCUGCUGAGGGAGCUGGACCUGGAGACCGACUCGGAGCUGGGUGGAGACGGGCCCGUCGCUCCAGGCCUGAGCGUCAGGAUGAGCCUGUCUCAGCUCUACGGCAGCAACUGUGCCGUCUCCGUCGUCUGCCAGGCCGUCUGCCACAUGGCCAUGACCCGGGCCCAGUUCUGCAGAGACCUGCUCAUACUGCAGAAACUCUACCUGCACUUCGGAGACAACGUGUUCCUGGGCGGGGGAGCCCAGCUGCUCCAGCUCCAGCAGGAUCUCAUUCCCCGGACCUCCCACCUCCUCUCCUCCUAUCACCUCCUCAAAGGCGUCAGUCAGAGCCUCGCCUCCUCCGUUCCCAUGGACGCCAUAGACGUGAACCUGCAGCACCUCACUGCGCUGGAGCUGUCGGACACGCCGAGCGUGUCGACGGGUCGAUCAGACAUCAGAACCGCCUGA
Messenger RNA from Fundulus heteroclitus (mummichog), 2405 nucleotides. Its product is annotated as nuclear pore complex protein Nup160-like. Gene Ontology annotation, molecular function: structural constituent of nuclear pore. The coding region runs from base 57 to 2405 and encodes 782 amino acids. NCBI's taxonomy places the organism in Eukaryota, Metazoa, Chordata, Actinopteri, Cyprinodontiformes, Fundulidae. Gene Ontology annotation, cellular component: nuclear pore. The transcript is spliced from 18 exons. The record is from RefSeq and is a predicted model, not a curated record.